GCAGUUGUAAGCACAAAACAAACUUUUAUUGGAACCUGCAAAGCAAGUGGUACAAUCCGGUUUUAACAGCUUUGUUUACCUGUGCGGGGAACGACGUCCACCAUUUUGACUGAAGCCGAAAAGAGUGUUGAGGAUCGUCCUUGGGAGUAAUGGAUGAUCCGUCAAGGAUGAUGGGGCACACUGGAGGCGGCCUAAUGGCCCCGCAACCCUACCCGAUGAAUCCCCAAGGCGAUGCCCCCACCGGUGGCGAGAACGAGCCGCGCAAACAAGACAUAGGUGAGAUACUACAACAAAUAAUGAACAUAACAGAUCAGAGUUUAGAUGAGGCCCAAGCACGCAAGCACACGCUCAACUGUCACCGUAUGAAACCGGCUUUAUUUUCCGUUUUGUGCGAGAUCAAAGAGAAAACGGUUUUGUCUUUACGUAAUACGCAGGAGGAAGAACCCCCGGAUCCACAAUUGAUGCGAUUGGAUAAUAUGUUAAUAGCAGAAGGUGUUGCGGGGCCGGAAAAGGGAGGGGGCGCCGCGGCAGCAGCCUCCGGUUCAGCAGCAGCUCAAGCCGGACAACCAGAUAACGCAAUCGAGCACUCAGAUUAUCGCGCGAAAUUGGCCCAAAUCCGACAGAUUUAUCACCAAGAACUUGAAAAAUAUGAACAAGCUUGUAACGAGUUCACCACUCACGUGAUGAACCUUCUUAGAGAGCAGAGUCGCACAAGACCCAUCACCCCAAAAGAAAUCGAACGCAUGGUGCAGAUCAUUCACAAAAAAUUCUCUUCAAUUCAGAUGCAACUAAAGCAGUCAACGUGCGAAGCUGUCAUGAUUUUAAGAUCGCGGUUUUUGGACGCGCGGCGAAAGCGGCGCAACUUCAGCAAACAAGCCUCUGAAAUCCUGAACGAAUACUUCUAUUCACAUCUAUCAAAUCCGUAUCCGAGCGAAGAGGCCAAAGAAGAGUUGGCCCGUAAAUGUGGCAUUACCGUAAGUCAAGUUUCUAACUGGUUUGGCAACAAGCGAAUCAGGUACAAAAAGAACAUAGGGAAAGCUCAGGAAGAGGCUAAUUUGUACGCCGCGAAGAAAGCUGCAGGCGCGUCACCAUAUAGUGGAACACCAACGCCGAUGAUGUCUCCAGCGCCUCCCCAAGACUCCAUGGGGUAUUCGAUGGGUUCGGCUUAUGAUGGAUCCGCUUAUGACGCCAGUAAUUGUGGUUAUGACCCUAUGCAUCCCCAAGAAUUAUCACCAUAAACAAUUAUUAUUUGGGAAAUUAUUUGGUUCAAAUUUUUUUAAAUUUUUGAAUGUGUAUUUCAAAUAAUUUUCCAAAAAAAAAAGAUCUCUCCCAUAUAUUACUUUGUAAGUAUUUUCUUUAAUGUUACUUUUUUUUUUCUUCAUUUUUUAUAAAAUAAUUAGGUUCCUUCCGUUUUGUUGGUGGCUAGUUUUUUGGACAAUUUAUGGUCGCUUAGAUUAUUGGGGUGGACUUUUGCGAGCGCCCGCCGGGCCCGUUGGCGGCCCCCAACUGCUGCGUACGACCCGGUUGACACAAAUACGAAAAAUCGGAAAAAUCGAAAAAGAGGGCAAAGUCCCGGAUGACACGCACACCUAGAAACUUGACUUAUGGUAAUGCCGGGCCGUGCGCAGCCAGUUGGGGGACUCUCGUCCUCGCGGGGUCCGCUCGCGGUCGUUCGCAAAGCUCCAUCCGGUGUGAGUGUUCUUAGAUUGUCACAAUCCACCCGGAAGGAAUUAUUUUUUGCCGUCUUUGUAUACGAAACUGAAAUAAUUAAAAGAAAUAAUGAGCUGUAUAAGUAUUUAAGAGAUAUAGAUGAUUCAAAAAGUUUAGCUACUGUCUGUGUAUUCUAUCUUAAUGAUUUUUUAGUGUCCAAUGUAAUUUUUGUAAUUGUAAUAAAAAUAAUUAAGAUUG
This is a messenger RNA of Onthophagus taurus, 1908 nucleotides long. RefSeq names its product PBX homeobox extradenticle (gene exd). Gene Ontology annotation, biological process: regulation of DNA-templated transcription. NCBI's taxonomy places the organism in Eukaryota, Metazoa, Arthropoda, Insecta, Coleoptera, Scarabaeidae. Gene Ontology annotation, cellular component: nucleus. Gene Ontology annotation, molecular function: DNA binding; DNA-binding transcription factor activity, RNA polymerase II-specific. The record is from RefSeq and is a predicted model, not a curated record.